AAAGCGUCCAAGCUACCCCGCCAAAAUACCUAGGUACCUAGGCAGACGUAGCUUUUUCGUGUUAUACGUCGAUUGCGAUUGCCUUUGCCUUAUUGAACCCUACCUUGAACAACUUUAAACCUUAGCUACUUAACAUAAAUACACACACGCGGGUUAAGCUACCGGAAACAUCAUUGUCAAUUUUUUUUCUCGGACAUUUAAUUCUACAUAUCAUCAAAAUCACACAUCGAGCAACUAGAUCAUCGCUAAAGUAGUGCCGGCACCAUGGCCGCCGAACAGCAUCUACUCGCCUACUUUACCGCCAUGGACAACCAGGGAGGAAUCAUCAUUAAAGAUCCCCCCAAACUCGAUCUCGAUCUAUACAUAUCCAACUACAAAGGUCGCACACGGUUCGAGAGACUCUUAUUGAUCGGCCAAUGCUCCGUACCGUUAUGUGUCGACGCUUUAAAAGCUGCCGUAGCCGAAGCCAAAAGCGGUAAAGAUAUCCAACGAUACAAAGACGCCUUCGAAUGUAUCCGCCUUGCUGCCCCCCAUGAGCCCGAGGCCAGAUGGGAUGAAGCCUGGGUCGCCGCGACGGACAAGUCAAAUAAGACCGAGACGCAGCGACUUGAGACCGAACUUAAGGGUUAUAAGAACAACCUAGUUAAAGAAAGCAUCAGGAUUGGCCACCGCGACCUUGGCGAACAUUUAGAGGCCGUCGGGGACUUAAAUGCUGCUUCCGAGACCUACAUUAAGAUGCGACCCGAUGCCAGUACCCAGUCCCACAUUCAAGACGUAGGAAAACAUGUCGUGAGCAUCAUGUUACAAAAGCGAGAUUGGACCGGUGUGCUGGCAAACGUCAACAAGGUUCUAGUGGUCAACAUCGGCAAUGAAGAGCAGAGUUCCGAGCAGCCUUACCAGAGAAUGGUUGCUGGUCUGGCAUAUCUUGGGAACGGCAAGUACCACGAAGCUGCCAGGAACUUCCUUGAGGUUGGGGAUCCGAUCGUUUGUCAGAAAUAUAACGACGUCGCCAGCCCCAAUGAUGUCGCUACGUAUGGUGGACUUUUGGCACUCGCUUCGAUGGACCGAUUGGAGUUGCAAUCUCGAGUUCUAGACAACUCUAACUUCAGAAACUACUUGGAACUCGAACCACAUAUCCGUAAAGCUGUCUCUAUGUUCGUCAAUGGGCGAUACUCAGCCUGCCUGGAAAUCCUCGAGUCAUACCGGAACGAUUACCUCCUUGAUCUCUAUCUUCAGAAGCAUGUUUCGGUACUCUUCUCCAAGAUUCGCAACAAGUGCAUCGUCCAGUACUUCUUGCCGUUCUCAUGCGUCACUCUCGACACAAUGAACGCUGUCUUUAGCAAACCUGGGGAAUCUAUCGAACCAGAACUUGUUAACAUGAUCAAGAGCGGAGCCUUGAACGCGCGGAUCAACACUAUUGAUAGGCUCCUCGUUGCGGUCUCCACCAAUUCCCGAGCUGCUAUGCAGAAAAAGGCCCUAGAUGCAGCGAAUAACUACGAGAAAGAAAUCCUAGAGCGAAUUCGACGAAUGAAUAUCGCGGCGGCAGAUCUCGAAGUCAAGGGGUACCGAAAAGGAUUUGGCACUCUUCCUGGCGUAAAUGAUCUUUUCCCGGAUGAUUCUCGACGGCAGCUGGGUUCUAGCGAGGCGACGGCUUAGAAAGGACUUGCGCCAAUGUAGGACGGCAAGCCUGAGAGGCCGGGUACUGAGCUAAGUAUAAGACAGCUCCUGGCGAAGGCACGAAUUCCGAGAUGGAAGUGAACGAAAGUAUCAAGAAAAUCAGCACUGGUAGGUAUAACUUGUAAUCGACAAGGGCGGAAACUACUUAGAUGCUGCAUAGGUAGGCACAGAUAUGACCUAUUCGCCACUAAGGAGUUGCUAGGAUAAAGGCGUUACGGGCACUGCAUCAGAAUCAUUAAGGAACGCUUUACGAAGUGACGUGGAGAUGGCUAGACGUGCCAUUCGAGAGUAUGAGAUUCAUGAAAAUACCCUAUGAUUAGGUAGCCUCGGAAU
Molecule: messenger RNA, 2010 nt
Organism: Hypoxylon trugodes
Lineage: Eukaryota; Fungi; Ascomycota; Sordariomycetes; Xylariales; Hypoxylaceae
Product: 26S proteasome subunit RPN7-domain-containing protein
Exons: 5
Coding region: 265-1656 (463 amino acids)
Cellular component (GO): COP9 signalosome
Source: RefSeq, a predicted model, not a curated record